UUCUUCAACUUCUUUGAUUCAGCAAACAAGGCUUCCAAAAAAAGAUAGAUUUCAACUCAAUUUUGAUAGUUUAAGAAUCCUAGAUGUGUCUAAAUAGUUUUUGAGUAGAUUAAACACUCCAAAGAAACCUAGAAAUUAAGAAAAUUAUAGUUUCGAGAGUUUGAGAACCAUUUGAUGUAGAACUAAGUCUACUAAUGGUCCCUGAGCAUUGUUAAGCUACAAACUGUUGUAUAGCUUUUUUUUUGAGCAAGUUAUGCCUUCUCUAAUGAAGUUGGACCUAAAUUACAUACAUGAUGUGCUUAAUCAUCCCAAAAAUUUGAUCCAUACAGCGUAAUCUAGUCACAAAUUCUAUUCUGAAAUUUUCAAUUACAAAAACACAUUUUCUCAGUUAUGUAAUGCUCAAUAAAUUCAAGAUUAAGCCACAGCAGCAUAUGUUGUGUGACAAAUAAAAUAACAGUGCAUGCUAUCACUCUCAAUUAAUUGCUAAGUUGGUAACACAUGAGUCAUGCACGAUAUUCUAAUUAUAUAUUGAGUUAUCUUUAAAUAUUAGAGGAGUAGUUCAGUUAUGAUGUUAAGGAGUGAGUAGGACAUAGAAUCUACAGCUUUAACGAGAGACUUGUCUAGGAUCUAAGAUAAAACUCCAUGAAACUAAGAUUCAGUUAAUUCCCGAAAUUAUUCAAAUCGAAGACCCCCUCAGAACAUAUCCAACAGAAAGCAUUAAACUUAAAUGACCUUAAAGAUAGCUACAAGAAAUUUCCAUCAUCUUGAUGAAUGCUCAGUUACUUCUCCAAAUGAAUACAAGAAGAAUAAAGCACACAUGUUGUGCAAUAUCGAACCAUAAGCUACAAAUACAUAGACUGAGUAUAUAGAACGAGCUAAUUAUGAAAGACUAUUGCAUGAGUAGAAAUAAGAGAAAAGAAAAAGCACAAAAAAUAAUUGUGCAUGUGUAAAAAUAUAGGAAAUUGAAGGAAAAUUAAAAUUAAUAAAUGCACACAGCACGUAAGAAAGUUUGACCGAUUCCUCCUUGAUUGACCAUCGAACCAGAUGAUUACAAAAAAGUUUUAGAAUCAAAACAACAAUAACAAAGCUACAAAUUAGCCAAAAAUAGCUACUUCUAGUCGCCACACGUGCUGUACUCGAAAAUAGACUUGCUGCUAUUUCUGAUGGCUCCACCAGCAUACUCAGAUUUGGGAAAGAACGCUCGUGAUGUCUUUGGCAAGGGAUAUCACUUUGGCUUAUGGAAAUUGGACGUAAAGACCAAAACAAGCAGCGGUGUUGAAUUUACCACAUCAGGAAAUUCAAAUCAAGACAAUGGCAAAGUUUCUGGUUCAUUGGAGACCAAGUAUAAGCUCAAGGAACAUGGACUUACAUUCUCCGAAAAGUGGAACACAGACAACACUUUGACAUCAGAGGUUUCAGUUGAGGAUCAACUUGUCAAGGGUCUUAAAUUGAGUUUCGAUGGCUCAUUUGCACCACAAACUGGAAGCAAGACAGGACGCUUCAAGACAUCAUACGCUCACGAACGUGUUCGAUUAGACGGUGACGUUAAUGUUGACUUGGCUGGUCCAUUGAUCAAUGCAUCAGCUGUUGUUGACUAUCAAGGAUGGUUAGCAGGUUACCAAUUGGCAUUUGACACACAAAAGAGCAAGCUUACUGCCAACAACUUUGCACUUGGCUACAUUACUGGUGACUUUGUUCUUCACACAAAUGUCAACGACGGUCGUGAAUUUGGUGGAAGCAUUUAUCAACGUUGCAGCGAUCGUCUUGAAACUGGUGUUCAAUUAUCAUGGACAUCCGGUACAAAUGCAACCAAAUUCAGUAUUGGUACAAAGUAUGACUUGGACAAAGAAUCAUCAGUCCGCGCUAAAGUCAACAACUCAAGCCAAAUUGGAUUGGCUUAUCAACAAAGAUUACGCGAUGGAAUCACCUUGUCAUUGUCAACUUUAAUCGAAGGCAAGAACUUCAAUGCCGGUGGCCACAAAGUCGGUAUUGCACUUGAACUUGAAGCUUAA
Molecule: messenger RNA, 2012 nt
Organism: Chironomus riparius
Lineage: Eukaryota; Metazoa; Arthropoda; Insecta; Diptera; Chironomidae
Source: the annotation of a GenBank genome assembly